Molecule: messenger RNA, 1772 nt
Organism: Brassica rapa (field mustard)
Lineage: Eukaryota; Viridiplantae; Streptophyta; Magnoliopsida; Brassicales; Brassicaceae
Product: protein TIFY 5B-like
Source: RefSeq, a predicted model, not a curated record
CGAAACAGUUUAUUGGAGACGAGAGAGAGAUUUAUACAAGGAUUUAAUUAACAAAUAACAAACUACAAAAACAUUUUUUAAGAUACUCUAAAACAUAAACAUAUUUAAUUAAUUUUGGAUAUUUUCGGAUCGUAAUUCGAAUUUUAGUUUGAUUCGGAUUGUAUCCAAACCUUAAAAUACCAAGUUCUUAAGUCUCAUUCAGAUAUUUUUUGUAUAAUGGUUCAAUUUGAAAUUCAUUUUUCUUUUCAGUUUGGAUUAAGGUAGAAAUUUUGGGGUUAAAAUGUCUAUACCUACCGAAAUUGAUAAAAACGUCCAAAUGGAUCUAAAAUUGUAAAUCCGAAGAACCAUAACCGAACUCAGAAGAAGAAAAAAGUAUUCAAAGAUAUAUGAAUCACAAUUAUAUAGUUGAAUAUAAUAUUAUUUUAGAUUUAAUAUCUAUAAAUUUUCAAAAUACAUGAAAUGUAAAAGAAUAUUUAAAAUAGCCACAUGUGAAUAUUUGAAAAUAACAAAAUAUUCAAAAUAUAUGAAAUACUUAGAUGUUUUCCAUACAAAUACACAAAUUGAACUAAUUUUCUUGCUAAUUUAAAAUAUUUUAUCUUAGAUUAUUCAGAUUUCUAAGUUGUAUAUUAUUUUUAUUUUGGAUUUUAAAACUUCUAAGAUAUAUUUAGUUUUCUAAAAUUUUAUAAAAUUUAAACGAUUAUUCAAACAGAACCCACAGUAAUCUGAACUGAGACUGAAUCAAUAUUUAUAAAUACUCGAAUAUAUCUUAAAUAUUUAGUUCAAAAAAUCUACAAUUCGAAUAAACUUAAAUGGAUAUCCGAAUAUUCACUCCAAUCGGUCAUAUUAUUUUGAAGUUUGAACAUAAUUUUUUUUGAAGUAUUGGAAUUUCAAAAAGCUAUUAAUUAAAGUUGCUAAAAUGUCAACAUGCAUUAAUUGUGAUUUGUGUUUAGCUUAAGCCUUUAACAAAAAAAAAUAGAGACAAUUUGCAGCCACAUAAAACCCAAAUGAAAAACAAAAUAAACCUAAAAAACAUUAUACACGUGCGGGAAAAAGCGAGAGAGAGAGAGAGACAGAGAUGUGAAACUGUGUUCUGUUUCCAGCUUUUGUCCCGUCUUUUCAUGAUCCUUAUCUCUCUCUCUCGACACAUACACAACACGUGAUACACACCGACACAUAGAUAGAUAUAUAAACCAAUCUGACUAGCUCAUUCUCAUCAUCACCAUCAAAAACUUCACAAGCCUUUUUACUCACAAAUUAAGAAAGAAAUGGAGAUGCAAAGCAACUGCGACUUGGAGCUUCGCCUUCAUCAUCCUCCUUCUUAUGAUUCAAGCAGCUCCGAAAUUCCACAACCAAAUCAAGAACCUCAGAUAUGUGUUCCUUCAGAUCUUAUCCAUCUCCAAGCAAAAGCUAUACUAUCACUAGCGAGUAGGGAUAUGGAAGAGAGAUCAGACGGCUCAGAUCCUUCAAUAAUUCCAAACAAUAUGAAUCGAGUUCAUCAUCAGAAGACCUCUACGAAGAGAUCUCUUCGUAGUUUUCUUCAGAAACGUAAUGUUCGGAUUCAGGCUUCUUCUCCUUACCGCCGGUUCCCAAUAACUUUGUUUAUGUGAUUUCAGUUUCCCUCAUGUUAGAUAUCGAGUUAGCACAAUUUUUAUUAUUAGAUCGAAGUGUUUUUUUUUCUUGUAACAUGAAAGUUCAUAAAUCAAACCGAACCAAAGACUCUUAACUACAGAACCCCAAAGAGAUACAGAACAAAGCUAACACUAAGGAAAAAA